This is a messenger RNA of Rhea pennata, 684 nucleotides long. RefSeq names its product apolipoprotein A-II-like. NCBI's taxonomy places the organism in Eukaryota, Metazoa, Chordata, Aves, Rheiformes, Rheidae. Gene Ontology annotation, biological process: lipid transport; lipoprotein metabolic process. Gene Ontology annotation, cellular component: extracellular region. The record is from RefSeq and is a predicted model, not a curated record. Bases 300 to 638 code for a protein of 112 amino acids. Gene Ontology annotation, molecular function: lipid binding. The transcript is spliced from 3 exons.
CCCCCGCACGUCCCCCUCCAGCGCCGCUCCGUGCCCAGGCGUGGGGCCGCCCCACGGCGGGGCCCCGUCCCCCGCGGCGACCCUUAGCCCUGCAGUGUUUACCCGGGAUCCGGGGGCCAGUGUGGGGGGCGGGAGGCGCCUGGGGGGAUAAAAGGGCCCGCGGCCCCCCGGGGCAGCACCCGAGGGACCCCCACAGCCCUCGGAGCCCUGUCCAGCCCCAUACCGAGGCCCGUCACCCCACCACCACACCCCCCACUCCCACCCCACCCCGCGGCCGCCGCAGCCCCGGAGGAGCCGCCAUGAAGGUGCUGGUGGUGGCGGCGCUGGCGCUGCUGAGCGCCUGCCGCCUGGAGGCCGCCGCGGUGAAGCCUCAGGCCGGAGCCACCGGCGGCAGCGCGGAGCCGCGGGCGGAGGCCGCCCUGGAGACGCUGGGGCAGCACCUCCAGACCUUCUCCGACUACAUCACCAAGGAGCUGCCCGACCGGCUCCAGGCCGAGGAGAUGAAGCAGCAGGCCAAGGCCUUUCUGGAGCGCGCCGGCCAGCAAUUCGCCCCGCUGGCCACGGAGCUGCAAACCGGCGUCCUCAACCUCUUCUCACAGCUGCUGGAAGCUGGCAAGCGGGCGGCGCAGAAGCCCUGAGCUGAGCGGCGUCCGCCCGGCCUCAAUAAACCACCUUUCCCCCCAA